Molecule: messenger RNA, 1421 nt
Organism: Impatiens glandulifera
Lineage: Eukaryota; Viridiplantae; Streptophyta; Magnoliopsida; Ericales; Balsaminaceae
Product: signal peptide peptidase-like
Exons: 12
Coding region: 221-1243 (340 amino acids)
Biological process (GO): membrane protein proteolysis
Cellular component (GO): membrane; cytoplasmic side of endoplasmic reticulum membrane; lumenal side of endoplasmic reticulum membrane
Molecular function (GO): aspartic endopeptidase activity, intramembrane cleaving
Source: RefSeq, a predicted model, not a curated record
AAGUAAAACCCUAUAUCAUCUCUCUUUCUUGUGUGCUGGUUUUAUCAAAACCCAAUUUUACUCUCUCUCCGAUCUGCAUGUUCUCUCAUCAGACUGUGGAGAAAGAGCAGCACUGAAUCGGCUUCUCUAUUCUCUGAUUGCAGUUCUGUGUUGCAUCAGACGGAAGUCGAUUUGAACAGAUUGAAUUUUGUAGCAAAAGUCCGGAUUUCAUAAAUUCAAGAUGAAGAACACUGAGCGUCUUGCCAAUUUUGCUUUAGCAGGUCUAUCUUUGGCACCUCUAUUUGUCAAGGUUGAUCCAAAUUUAAAUGUUAUUUUGACUGCUGGCCUCACAGUUUAUGUGGGUUGCUACCGUUCUGUUAAGCCAACUCCACCCACUGAGACUAUGUCAAAUGAACAUGCUAUGCGGUUCCCUCUGGUUGGAAGUGCCAUGCUACUAUCGUUGUUCUUACUCUUUAAGUUUUUGUCAAAAGACUUGGUUAAUGCAGUUCUAACUUGCUACUUCAUUGUACUUGGGAUUGUUGCACUUUCGGCAACUUUGUUACCUGCAAUCAGUCGUUUUCUUCCACAGAAAUGGAAUGAUGAUGUGAUUGUCUGGCGGUUUCCUUAUUUCAGCUCUUUGGAGGUUGAAUUCACAAGGUCUCAGGUCGUAGCAGGAAUUCCUGGGACCUUUUUCUGUGCUUGGUAUGCUUCAGCAAAACAUUGGUUAGCUAACAACACAUUAGGUUUAGCUUUCUGCAUUCAGGGAAUUGAAAUGCUUUCACUAGGAUCAUUCAAGACAGGAGCCAUUCUUCUUACUGGACUUUUUGUAUAUGACAUUUUCUGGGUUUUCUUCACCCCGGUUAUGGUCAGCGUUGCCAAAUCUUUUGAUGCUCCAAUAAAGCUUUUGUUCCCAACCAGAGUUGCUGCACGUCCAUUUUCAAUGCUUGGACUUGGUGACAUUGUGAUUCCAGGUAUAUUUGUGGCAUUGGCACUGCGAUUUGAUGUGUCUAGGGGUAAAGAAAGCCAAUAUUUCAAGAGCGCGUUUCUGGGAUACAAUUUUGGUGUUGUGCUUACAAUUAUUGUUAUGAAUUGGUUCCAAGCUGCACAGCCUGCUCUGCUCUAUAUAGUACCAUCUGUCAUUGGAUUUCUGGCAGCUCAUUGCAUAUUUAAUGGUGAAGUCAAGCAGCUGCUUGAGUUUGAUGAGGCUAAGAAAUCCGAAGAUGAGAAAGACGGCGCAGCUGAAACAAGCAAGAAAGAAGAAUGAGAGAGGCUCACAAAUUAUACACACCAGUCGAAAUCUUGACCCAAGAAUUAUAGUUGUUUGUUGUGCCCAUCAGGGGUUUCAACACCUUUUUUUUUUUUAAGAAAAAACUUCAUGCAAUGGCUGCUAGUGCUGUUGUAAAAACAAAAAUCUUAUUUAGAAGUGAAUCCUCUUUUUUGUU